Messenger RNA from Sardina pilchardus (European sardine), 713 nucleotides. RefSeq lists its product as uncharacterized. The transcript has 3 exons. Bases 166 to 654 code for a protein of 162 amino acids. The record is from RefSeq and is a predicted model, not a curated record. Lineage: Eukaryota; Metazoa; Chordata; Actinopteri; Clupeiformes; Clupeidae. Gene Ontology annotation, molecular function: protein-disulfide reductase activity.
AGGCGUUGUGUAAUGUGGAAUCUUCACUGUUAUUAAACUGACUUUAGGGCUGUAAGGCAGGUUACAGCCCAUGCAAAGCCAAGGUGUAAAGUGCGCUUGUUGCUCUGAUUUGAGCUUGCUUGACGUUUGAAAGGGGAAACCACAAUUUGCAACAUCCAUACAAAGAUGUUCGCAAAAGCUGUAAUACUACCUGUCAGGAGUUACCUUAGGACGGCAAAUAUCGUCCCCUUGAGGCAUUUGUAUUGCACUCACCUGAAAUCGUCAAGCGUAAGGGUGCUGUACGAUGGUGAGUGCCCGGUUUGCGUGAAAGAGAUCAAUUUUCUGCAGUUCCUGCAGAAGAACCGAGCAGAGAAAGUGGACUUUGUGGAUAUAUCUCUUCAAGAUUACGAUGGAGCCUGCUAUGGCGGGAUCAGCUACGAGAAGGCGAUGGAGGAAAUGCAUGUGAUCGAUGAACAUGAUCAGGUGCAUGUGGGCGUCCCGGCCUUCAACGUGAUGUACACGGCGGUGGGGCUGGGCUGGGUGGGGCGCUUCAUCUCGUGGCCUUACGUCCGGCCCCUGAUGGACCAAGCCUACGCCGUCUUCGCCAGAAACCGCCUGCGCUGGACCGGCCGAGAGGAGUGCACGACCGGACGCUGCGCGAAAAAGAACGAUUAAGGGACAACAGAAUGAUGCCGAGGAAGAGGAAGAGGAAGAUGAAGAGGGAGAGGAAGAGG